This is a messenger RNA of Scheffersomyces amazonensis, 1783 nucleotides long. RefSeq names its product RNA-dependent ATPase (gene CHR1). Gene Ontology annotation, biological process: maturation of SSU-rRNA. Gene Ontology annotation, molecular function: nucleic acid binding; ATP binding; RNA helicase activity. The transcript has a single exon. The record is from RefSeq and is a predicted model, not a curated record. The coding region runs from base 50 to 1720 and encodes 556 amino acids. NCBI's taxonomy places the organism in Eukaryota, Fungi, Ascomycota, Pichiomycetes, Serinales, Debaryomycetaceae.
UCUCAUUGCAAAAUUAUAUGAUAUUUAUAUAGUUAACCAAUAAUAAAUUAUGGAUAUCUUUAGAAUUCUUUCAAGAGGAGCAUCUCUUAAAAAGAAGAAAGAAGUUACUACUGAUUAUGCAUUACCAUCAGCUUCUCAAGUAUCGGCUGAAAAGGGGAAAGAAGAAUUAUUAAAGCAUCAAGUUGAUAAAGAAACUGAUUUCUUUCAUACUAAAAAGCAUACUGAUAUUUCAAAUUAUGAAACUAAACAACAAAAAUCUCAAGUAGUUGAAAUUGAAAAUGAUAAUGAUCAUGAAAUACCGCCUCCAAAGAUUUCUAAUGUUGAAGAUGCAAAAAAAUUAAGAAAAAUUAAUAAAGUUAAUGUAACAGGUGAAGAUUUACCAUUACCAAUUGGAUCAUUUGAAGAUUUAAUAUCAAGAUUUCAUCUUGAUAAAAGAUUAUUAAAUAAUUUAAUUGAAGCUGAAUUUAUAGAACCAACUCCUAUUCAAUGUGAAGCUAUUCCAAUAACUUUAAAUAAUCGUGAUCUUAUAGCUUGUGCUCCAACAGGUUCAGGUAAAUCUUUAGCAUUUUUAGUACCUUUAGUUCAACAAAUUUUAGCAUCAAAUAAAAAGAAUCAUGGAAUUCGUGGUUUAAUAAUAUCUCCAACUAAUGAAUUAGCAGUACAAAUUUUUCAAGAAUUAGAAAAAUUAGUUAAAGGAAAGAAAUUAACAAUUGCAACAUUAUCAAAACAACUUGCAAAUAAAUUAAAUAAUAAAAUAAUAAAUGGAUCAAAAUAUGAUAUUUUAGUUACAACUCCAUUAAGAUUAAUUGAUGUGGUUAAAAAGGAAAAUCUUGAUUUAUCUAAAGUUGAACAAUUAAUUAUUGAUGAAGCUGAUAAAUUAUUUGAUCAAGGAUUUGUUGAACAAACUGAUGAUAUAUUAUCUAAUUGUAAUAAUCCAAAAUUAAGAAAAUCCAUGUAUUCUGCUACAAUUCCUUCUGGAGUUGAAGAAAUGGCUCAAACUAUAAUGAAAGAUCCUAUUAGAAUUAUUGUUGGACAUAAAGAAGCUGCAUCAUCAACAAUUGAACAAAAAAUAGUAUUUACAGGUGAUGAACAAGGAAAAUUAAUUGCUAUUAGAGAAAUGAUUUUAAAAGGAGAAUUUAAACCUCCAAUUAUUAUAUUUUUACAAUCUAUUACUAGAGCAAAAGCUUUAUUUCAUGAAUUAUUAUAUGAUAAAUUAAAUGUUGAUGUAAUUCAUGCUGAAAGAACUCCAAAACAAAGAGAAGAAGUAAUUAAAAGAUUUAAAAAUGGAGAUAUUUGGGUAUUAAUAACAACUGAUGUUAUUUCAAGAGGGGUUGAUUUUAAAGGAGUUAAUUUAGUUAUUAAUUAUGAUGUACCUCAAAGUGCUCAAGCAUAUGUUCAUAGAAUUGGUAGAACUGGUAGAGGUGGUAAAUCUGGUAAAGCAGUUACAUUUUUUACAAAAGCUGAUGAUUUAGCAAUAAAACCAAUUUUAAAUGUAAUGAAACAAUCAGGAAGUAAAUUAGAUCAAUCAUGGAUGAAUGAUUUAACUAAAAUUUCUAAAAAUGAAAAGAAAAGAAUUAAACAACAUGAAAUUAAAAGAAAACAAAUUAGUACUGUUCCAAAAGUUGUUAAACAAAAGAGAAAACAAAAACAAGAAAUGAUUGAAGCAUCUAAAAAGAGGAAAUUACUUGAACAAAAUAAUGAUUCAAAUUUAAGUGAUUAAGUAAUUAAUUUUAUAGAUAAUUUACCUAAUGAUAUUUGUUAAUGGAUGUGUUUAUUUAAAAAU